CACAGGUACAUACAGACACGCAUAAACACAGAUACAUCAUGUACAUACACAGAAAUACACAUGCACAGACACAUGUACAUACACACAGACACAUAUACAUACAUACACAGACACAUGUACGUACAUACACACAAACACACACAUACAUACAUGUACAUACACGCAGACACAUGUACAGAUACACAUAUGUACAUACACACAGACACAUGUACAUGCAUACACAGACACACACAAACACACACACAAUAUAAAAAGUUGCAGUACUUCGUUGUUCACUCACAGAGCCGGGUACUGCACUCUAGGGGGAGGCAGAGAGCACAGCACACACUCCUUGCUUUGCUUUCACUGCGCUCAGCUAUUAAG
Staurois parvus is the source of this 363-nucleotide messenger RNA. The record is from the annotation of a GenBank genome assembly. Lineage: Eukaryota; Metazoa; Chordata; Amphibia; Anura; Ranidae.